This is a messenger RNA of Amorphotheca resinae ATCC 22711, 4485 nucleotides long. RefSeq lists its product as hypothetical. Gene Ontology annotation, biological process: phospholipid translocation. Gene Ontology annotation, cellular component: plasma membrane. The record is from RefSeq and is a predicted model, not a curated record. The transcript is spliced from 3 exons. Gene Ontology annotation, molecular function: ATP binding; ATP hydrolysis activity; magnesium ion binding. NCBI's taxonomy places the organism in Eukaryota, Fungi, Ascomycota, Leotiomycetes, Helotiales, Amorphothecaceae. Bases 1 to 4485 code for a protein of 1494 amino acids.
AUGGAGGAGAGCGAGGAAGCGCCUGUCCCGACGAAUCCCACCAAGAGACUACGAUGGGCGACGCAAUACAAGAAGGGGAAGAGCGGGACCCGAAAACGUCAUUCCAUCCUGGACCGCCUGCAUCACCGAGCAUCGCAGAGUAGCGAGAAGAAGAGGGAAUCAGCAGGAUCUAUGGGUACUGAUCUUGGUGCUGUCCCGGAACAACCAGAGUUUGACGAGCACGAUGCACCGGACGACAGGGACAAUCAGGGGCCGAGAAAGGUCUUCUUCAAUAUCCCCUUACCGCCCGAAGCGGUCGACGAGAAUGGCCUUCCCCUCAAACACUACCGGAGAAACAAGAUUCGGACUGCCAAGUACACUCCCCUGAGUUUCGUACCGAAGAACUUGUACUACCAGUUCCAUAACAUUGCCAACAUCUACUUCUUGUUCUUGAUUAUCCUCACGAUUUUCAGCAUCUUCGGAGCUUCAAACCCAGGUCUGAACGCAGUUCCGUUGAUCGUCAUUGUCUUUAUCACGGCAGUGAAGGACGCGAUCGAAGAUUAUCGGAGGACCAUCCUCGACAACGAUUUGAACAACUCGCCAGUGCAUCGACUAGUAGAUUGGAACAACGUCAAUGUCAGCGCCGAUGAUGUCUCGUUAUGGAGGAGGUUCAAGAAAGCAACUACUCGGCUCAUGGUGAGGAUGUAUAAGUCGCUAAGCAAAAAGAAGGAACUUCCAGGAACGGAAUAUGCAGAGCGGGCUCACGAUGAGCCACGGGGAUCCUAUGAUUCAGUGGCAGCCAGGAGGCAAUCUGGUAUGAUGGCGGACCAACGAGCAUCUUUCAUGUCCGUACGGGAGGAUAUUCAGAUGACCCCGGUUCCUUCUCCAUUGCCUCGCGACGACGGCCUCAUGGUGCCAGACCGCCCUACAUCCGCCUUCUCCUACGAGAGGGGCGGCGAGCACGCGCCAAUCCACAAGGACUUUGGAAGCCUCAUAAACCCGAACUUGCCUGUGACCGGGAAACCUCGAUUCCAUCAAGAUUAUUGGAAGAAUGUUCAAGUUGGUGACUUUGUUCGAAUCUACAACGACGAUCAAAUACCGGCUGACGUGGUCAUUCUCUCAACAUCUGAUCCCGAUGGUGCCUGCUACGUUGAGACGAAGAACCUGGAUGGAGAGACAAAUUUGAAGGUCCGCCAUGCGCUUCGAAGUGGCCGCAAGAUCAAGCACGCCCGUGACUGUGAGCGAACGGAGUUUGUCAUAGAAAGUGAACCCCCUCAGCCCAACCUCUAUCAAUACAGUGCGGUUGCCCGCUGGAAUCAGCAGAACCCGCGGUUUCCUAACGAGAAGGGCCAGGAGAUGGCCGAACCCAUCUCCAUCAACAAUCUGCUUCUCCGUGGCUGCAAUUUGAGAAAUACGGACUGGGUCCUCGGUGUGGUCAUCUUCACCGGCUUUGACACCAAAAUCAUGAUGAACUCCGGAAUCACACCCACCAAACGGUCCCGCAUUGCCCGAGAGCUCAACUGGAACGUAUUCUACAACUUCAUUGUUCUCCUCCUCAUGUGCUUCGUUUCGGGUCUCGUGGAAGGCAUCGCCUGGUCGGAGGGCAACCACUCUUUGAACUAUUUCGAAUUCGGCUCUAUUGGUGGCGAUGCUGCCCUAGACGGGUUCAUCACCUUUUGGGCAGCAGUUAUCUUGUUCCAAAACAUGGUGCCUAUUUCAUUGUACAUCUCCCUCGAAAUUAUCAAGACUUGCCAGGCAUUCUUCAUCUACAGCGACACAGAGAUGUACUACGAUAAGAUUGAUUACCCCUGCACCCCCAAAUCAUGGAACAUUUCCGAUGACCUGGGUCAAAUCGAGUACAUCUUCUCUGACAAAACCGGAACACUGACACAGAAUGUGAUGGAGUUCAAGAAGGCCACCGUCAACGGCGUUCCUUACGGGGAAGCUUACACCGAAGCACAGGCGGGUAUGCAGAAACGACAAGGUAUCGAUGUUGACAAAGAAGGCGCCAGGAUCCAGGAAGAGAUCGCGCAAGCGCGUGCAAAAAUGUUGGUCGACCUUCGCGCGAUUUCCAAUAAUCCAUACCUACAUGACGAGGACUUGACGUUCAUUGCUCCUGAUUUCGUCACCGAUCUCGCCGGGGCAUCUGGCUUGGAGCAACAGGAAGCUAACGAGCAAUUCAUGCUCGCUCUCGCGCUCUGCCAUACUGUCAUAUCUGAGACCGUGCCGGGCGAUCCCCCACGGAUUGAGUUCAAGGCGCAGUCCCCAGAUGAAGCUGCCUUGGUUGCUACCGCUCGAGACCUGGGCUUCACGGUCUUGGGCCGUUCGUCAGAUGGUAUUCGGCUGAACGUGCUAGGUGAGGAAAGGACAUACACUGUCCUCAAUACUCUGGAAUUCAAUUCAACGCGAAAACGAAUGAGUGCGAUCAUCCGGAUGCCCGACAAUAGGAUCAUCCUCUUCUGCAAAGGUGCAGACAGCAUAAUCUACUCGCGCCUGGCUCCUGGAGAGCAACCCGAACUCAGGAGAGCCACAGCCGAACACCUGGAGAUGUUUGCGCGAGAGGGGUUGAGAACCCUAUGCAUAGCCCAGAGAGAGCUCGGCGAAGCAGAGUAUCAGAAAUGGAACCAUGAGCACGAGCUUGCCGCAGCCGCGAUUCAAGACCGAGAAGACAAGUUGGAAGCAGUGUCCGAUGCGAUAGAACGUGAUCUUACUUUGCUUGGAGGUACCGCCAUUGAGGAUCGUUUGCAAGAGGGUGUUCCCGACACGAUCGCUCUCCUUGCCGAGGCCGGUAUCAAGCUUUGGGUGCUGACUGGCGACAAAGUCGAGACCGCCAUCAACAUCGGAUUUUCAUGCAAUCUUCUCAACAACGACAUGGAGCUUAUUGUUUUCAAAAUCGAAGAUGACCAGAUCUCCACGGCCGAGGCAGAGCUGGACAAGCAUCUGGCCCGGUUCAAUUUGGCUGGGUCGGAUGAGGAUCUCAAGCGCGCUAGGAAGAAUCACGCUCCACCUCCGCCAACUCAUGCUAUCGUCAUUGACGGAGAUUCACUUAAACUUGUCUUAGAUGUCCAGCUUCGUCAAAAGUUCCUGUUACUGUGCAAAGAAUGCAAGUCUGUUCUUUGCUGUCGAGUCAGCCCUGCUCAAAAGGCCGCUGUCGUUUCUAUGGUAAAGAAUGGCUUGGAUGUGAUGACAUUAUCCAUUGGCGACGGAGCCAACGAUGUUGCUAUGAUUCAAGAGGCCGAUGUAGGAGUUGGUAUUGCCGGAGAGGAAGGUCGACAAGCCGUCAUGUCGUCGGAUUAUGCCAUUGGGCAAUUCCGUUUCCUUCAAAGACUGGUGCUUGUGCACGGUCGCUGGUCGUAUCGGAGAUUGGCAGAGUCCAUUGCAAAUUUCUUCUACAAGAACGUGAUAUGGACCUUCACCAUCUUCUGGUACCAAAUCUAUUGCGAUUUCGACAUGACAUACCUCUACGACUACACGUAUAUCCUGCUUUUCAACUUGGCUUUCACUUCCGUCCCGGUCAUUUUCAUGGGUGUCUUGGACCAAGAUGUCAGCGACAAGGUAUCUCUAGCAGUGCCUCAACUUUACCGACGCGGAAUCGAGCGGAAGGAGUGGACACAACCCAAAUUCUGGCUCUACAUGAUCGAUGGACUCUAUCAGUCCAUAAUAUGCUUCUACAUGGCAUAUCUUCUCUUCCGACCAGCAAACUUCGUUACCGAGGACGGCUUGGGUCUCGAUGACCGAGAGCGAUUUGGUACCUAUAUCGCUCCAGCCGCCGUCGUCUCCAUCAACAUCUAUAUUCUAUUAAACACCUAUAGAUGGGAUUGGCUCAUGGUGCUUCUCGUAUCCAUAAGUAUAUUGCUUGUCUGGUUCUGGACUGGCAUCUACUCGUCAUUCAGCUCCUCUGAAUAUUUCUACAAAGCUGCCGCCGAAGUCUUUGGCCAACCAACGUUCUGGGCGGUGACAUGUCUAUCUGUCAUCCUUUCACUUCUUCCCCGAUUCGUCAUCAAGGUCGUCCAGAAAGUCUACUUCCCAUACGAUGUCGACAUCAUUCGCGAACAAGUUCGUCAAGGGAAGUUUGACUACCUUGAUGGAGGGGAUACGAUCGAUACGAUUUCGAAAGGUUUUACCACCGAUUCCGAUAUCGCGAAAACGAGUAAGCACACCCACUACCUGAGUGUUGAUGAAGACCAACGGCCUAUUUACCCACCUUCAGUUGCCCCAACCCUAACACACAAUCCUCGGAGUCACACUGGUAGCGAUGGGUCGGAUUUAACAGGCCAAAUGUCUUUGGAUCAGGGGUUCGAACAACCCUUGUCGUUCGUCGAACAGCCCCCCAACCCCCCUAGGGGCCAUUCGAUGGAGAAAGCAAGACAGUCUUUCGAGAGAGUGAGAGCUUCACUGGACCGGAUUCGGCCGAGUUACGAGCAGAGCCAUGAUUUCACCUCAGCUGCUCGCUUGACCACAGUAGAGUCUAGCCAGUCGAUCCCUCGGCCCGGGGGAUACCCCUGA